This is a messenger RNA of Misgurnus anguillicaudatus (oriental weatherfish), 2707 nucleotides long. RefSeq names its product solute carrier family 23 member 2. Gene Ontology annotation, molecular function: transmembrane transporter activity. Gene Ontology annotation, biological process: transmembrane transport. NCBI's taxonomy places the organism in Eukaryota, Metazoa, Chordata, Actinopteri, Cypriniformes, Cobitidae. Gene Ontology annotation, cellular component: membrane. The record is from RefSeq and is a predicted model, not a curated record.
UAUUUUCCCUUACACAGCACGCCCCCUGGUCCUCCGUGUCAGGCUUGGUUUAACAUGCUUGUAAUCAACACAAACACUCGUAGCACUCGUGUGCUCCUCUGACCAUAUCAGGCAGGCACAUGACUCCAAAACCCUGGAACAAAUCUCGGCCUAACUGCAGUUACACAAAUGCUACAUCCGAGGCGGCUUUGGUUUCCAUGACGACCGACCUGACCAACCUGCUGCAAAGGCCGAUUUCUCUCAGUCGUAAAACUUGUGUGGAGUUGUGCGGCUGUCUGCUUCACAUCCCUGAUCCGCAGGUCAGCGAUGCAUCUCACUCAGCAUGACCAAAAGGUAGACAUUGUGUUAAGAAACCAAGGAGCAACAGACUUGACUUUGGAAAUUUCAGACAGCCCUGAAAAGACUAUCAACGCUGAACCCUCUACGGACAGUUUGGAAGAAGCUCUAGACCAAAAACUGGAAAGCAGUCUUAUCUACUCUAUCAAUGAUCGACCGCCCUGGUACCUCUGCAUUCUUUUGGGUUUCCAGCAUUACAUUCUGGCAUUUGGAGGCAUCUUGGCUAUUCCUCUCAUCCUAGCUGAGCCAUUAUGCAUCAAGGACAACAACGCUGCCAAAAGUCAGCUCAUCUCCACCAUCUUCUUCGUCUCUGGCCUGUGCACUGUGUUACAGACUACCUUUGGGACCAGAUUGCCAAUCCUGCAAGGGGGGACGUUCACUUUCAUCACUCCCACCCUGGCCAUCCUCGCGCUACCCAAGUGGAGAUGCCCAGACGCCAGCGCCACACCCCACCUCAACGCCACAGAUUCUGCUGGCCUCUUCACAGACAGCGACGAGACAUGGAAACCCCGCAUUCGUGAGAUUCAGGGAGCCAUUCUAGUGGCCUCAAUGCUUCAGCUUGUUCUGGGCAUGUCUGGUCUCGUGGGGAUGGUUCUGAGGUUCAUCGGGCCCCUGGCCAUUGCUCCCACCAUCACCCUCAUUGGACUGUCCCUCUUCAUCCAGGCCGGACAAAAGUCAGGGUCUCACUGGGGAAUUGCUGCUCUAACCGUUUGCCUCAUUCUUCUCUUCUCUCAGUAUCUGAGCAAAGUUAAUGUUCCUCUCAUUGCUUAUAAGGACAAGAAGUGGAAAGUGUUUCAAUAUCCACUUUUCAAACUCUUUUCUGCUUUAUUUGGGAUGUGUGGAGCCUGGCUUAUUUGCUUUCUGCUGACAUAUUUUAAUGCCCUGCCAUCCUCACCAAAGGAGUACGGUUAUAUGGCCAGGACAGACAUAAGUCUCAAAGCAGUAACAAGUGCUGCAUGGUUUUAUGUGCCGUAUCCAGGUCAGUGGGGUUUACCUACUGUCAGUCUGUCGUCUGUACUGGGCAUGAUGGCUGGGGUACUGGCAUCCACAAUGGAGUCUAUUGGAGACUAUUAUGCUUGUGCUCGUCUCUCUGGUGCACCUCCACCACCCACCCAUGCUAUUAACCGCGGCAUUGCAGUCGAAGGCAUCGGCUGCAUAUUGGCUGCUCUGUGGGGCAGUGGAAAUGGCACCACCUCCUACAGCCAAAAUAUCGCCGCUCUGGGAAUUACAAGGGUUGGCAGCAGAUUGGUACUUCAGACAGCUGGACUGCUAAUGAUCUUUCUGGGACUCUUUGGGAAAUUCAGUGCGGUCUUUAUAACUAUUCCAGACCCAGUCAUUGGAGGAAUGUUCUUGAUCAUGUUUGGGAUGAUAGCUGCAGUGGGAAUCUCCAACCUUCAGUAUGUGGACUUGAACUCCUCCAGAAAUCUCCUAAUUUUAGGCUUUUCAACCUUCAGUGGCCUUGUGCUUCCAACAUGGUUUCAUUCAAACCCAGACAUGAUAAACACAGGCAUAAAAGAGCUUGAUCAGCUAAUUAUGAUCCUUUCCACAACCCACAUGUUCAUUGGUGGAUUCCUGGGGUUUGUUUUGGAUAACACAAUACCAGGAACCGACGAAGAAAGAGGAAUCAAGAGUUGGAGGAAAGCAGUUCAUGACGGGACGCAAACACACUCCACUGAUCUUUCCUGUUACGAUCUGCCUUUCUGCACAAACUUUGUUCAAAGGUUCAAACUACUUCAGUACUUCCCAUUUCUGCCAUCACUUAAAUCACAAGAGCAGGUAACGCAUCUGUAGUGAGACUUAAAUUUUUGAAUGGCACAUUCCAGAAAACUUUCCCACAUGAGAAGCAUUCAGGCAUGACUUCGUGGAGUGAGGGCCUGCUCAUGGUUUACCGUAGGUUAGUUUCUAAACCUGUUUAUUAUUUGUGCAUUUUUCCUGUUGGUGAUACCAAUGGUGCAGAAAUGACACAGCUCAGUUUUAUUAUAUACUCAUUACUGUAUUAAUGCUGGUGAUAUGACACUUUAUUCCGGUAAUGAGCAAUCUGAUUUUGGCCUUUAUAACAGUCACCUUUUUAACGUAUUUUAGAAAGACACAUUGGGUCUCAUUCACUAAUAAUUGCGUACGUUUUUCGUAUUAAUACGCACACUUGAACUUUCCGCCUAAUUCACAACACGUGAGUACGCACAUGAGUUUGUUCUUAUAUUUGUUCUUUCUUUAGUGAAUUUGAAGUGUUCUACAUGAGCGGCCGCAUAGAGACAGAGCGCAGCGCGUCAUAACCUGAAAAACACGCCCACCGGGGGGGAAACAAUCCAACUGUCUCCAUUGACUUUGUAUUGCGAGAGGCCGCCUCCUUGUCAUUUCUGGCUUUUAACAA